Candidozyma haemuli is the source of this 729-nucleotide messenger RNA. It is a transcript of the gene CDG1, whose product is annotated as Cdg1p. The transcript has 2 exons. Bases 1 to 729 code for a protein of 242 amino acids. The record is from RefSeq and is a predicted model, not a curated record. NCBI's taxonomy places the organism in Eukaryota, Fungi, Ascomycota, Pichiomycetes, Serinales, Metschnikowiaceae. Gene Ontology annotation, molecular function: ferrous iron binding; cysteine dioxygenase activity. Gene Ontology annotation, biological process: L-cysteine catabolic process.
AUGCUCAGCGUUAACAUCACUCCAUCGCCUCUGCCCCAUCUCCUCAAACCAGUGCCCACUUUCGGCAACAAGGAAGAAGAAGGCAACGACGACAACUUGGUGCUAGAAAACGAAUUCGGCGACCUCAUCGCCGAGCUCAGAGCUGUUUUGGGUACCUCCAAGGGCCUCGCUCUGGACGACAUUGACGUGAAGCAUAUCCAAAACAUCAUGGCCAAUUACGAGUCGAAAGAAGCCCACUGGGGUAAAUACGCCUUGAGUGAUGCCUCUAAAGGGUACACUCGUAACGGCAUUGUCAAUAUCAACGGCAACGCCAAUCUCUUGAUUUUGGUGUGGCUGCCAGGCAAGGGAAGUGCCAUUCACGACCACGCCAAUGCUCAUUGUUGCAUGAAGAUACUUAAGGGAGAACUUACUGAGCUGCUUUACGAUAUGCCAGAUGGAGAGGGUGAAAUGAAGCCUAGACUGGUGAGUACGUUGCAGAGAGACGAAGUUGGGUACAUUCUGGAUGACAUUGGGCUUCAUAAGAUCAGUAACGAGACGAGUGAUUUUGCUGUUCUGUUGCAUUUGUACACGCCUCCAUAUGCUAGUCUUUAUGGGUGUUCGAUGUAUGAGUCUGGGACGGCAAAGAAGCACCAUUUGAUUCUUUGGAAACUUAAAGAUGCCCUUGAUUGGCCAGUUCAGGAACUUAAGGAACUUAAGCGUAUCUCAAGAUCGUUUAAGAAGAUCCAAUAG